Molecule: messenger RNA, 2461 nt
Organism: Raphanus sativus (radish)
Lineage: Eukaryota; Viridiplantae; Streptophyta; Magnoliopsida; Brassicales; Brassicaceae
Exons: 6
Coding region: 1-2070 (689 amino acids)
Molecular function (GO): chromatin binding
Source: RefSeq, a predicted model, not a curated record
AUGGCGUGGCCGUCGUCGGAAACGAUGCCGUAUCGCGGAUGGAGCGAGCGGCACGUGAGGAACGCGAAGGGGAAGAUCGAGGCUCGUUAUUAUCUGGAGAGGAGAGACGGAGGAGGUGUAGAUCUGGCUGUUGUGGGGAGGUUAAAGAGCUCUUCUUCUUCUUCUAAGCGCAUGUCGUUUAGGUACGCCUCGAAAAGGAAUCGCUCCGUCUUGAAGAAGCUUGGCUCCGUUGAAGACGUCAAGGAUUGGCUCGAUUCCAUUGUUUCGGGUGAGAUGCCUCAUGUAGCAGAUGUACCGGCUACUACCAUGACUGAACAAGCUGCUGGAGGAUUCAAUAUUAGCACUUUUAUGAGUGGUAAAUAUCAGAAGCCUAAUCAUCCGACCAUUGAUUUCUCCUGGAUGGGUUCUUCUUGGACUUGCAGGAAACGGCGUAGGCAUUAUCCUUCUUUUUCCCGGAAUGGUGUCAGUGUCUCGGUAAAUGAUUUUGUCUAUGUUUUAGCGGAGCAAAACAAGAGACUCGUCGCGUACUUGGAAGACCUUUAUGAGGAUUCCAAAGGCAACAAGAUGGUCGUGGUACGAUGGUUUCACAAAACUGAUGAAGUUGGUGUUGAUUUGUCUGAUGAAACUGAUGACAGAGAGAUUUUCUUUUCUCUUUGUCUUCAAGAUAUCAAAAUCGAGUGCAUUGAUGGAUUGGCUACUGUCCUUAGUCCUCAGCAUCAUGAGAAAUUUCUCAAGUUGCCAAUGUCUGUUCAGCUACUACCUUUCUUCUGCCAGAAAAUAUAUGGAGAUAAUGGUAUAGAGCCUUAUGACAUCACGCAGUUACAGGGUUACUGGAAGCAAGAAAUGCUUAGAUACUUGAAUUUUUCCAGUUCUAAGUCUGGUGAAGGUGUUCAGGCACUUGUCGCCGACCCAGGAGCAGGAGCUUCUCUGGGUGGUUGUGUUGGAAUUAGAUCGAAACGGCGGCGUUCUGCAGAUGGCACCGCAGAUGACUGCAAGGCUAGCCCGAAUUCUCUUGACGUGGGUGCUUCAGACGCUCCCAUGUGCAAGGAAGAAAAAAAUGGUUAUUACCUGAAAAAGGGUUCUCUGGUUGAAGUUCUAUCUCAAGAUAGUGGCAUCAGAGGUUGCUGGUUGAGGGCAUUGAUAGUAAAGAAACACAAGGAUAAGGUUAAGGUCCAGUACCAAGACAUUAAGGAUGCAGAUGAUGAAUCUAAAAAGCUAGAGGAGUGGGUUUUGGCUUCUCGGGUUGCUGAUAGUGAUCAUCUUGGUCUUAGAACCACAGGACGGAAGAUAGUACGCCCAAUUCUGAAGCCCAGCAACGAAACUAAUGUAGGGGUUGUCGGUGUUGGUAUGCCUGUGGAUGUGUGGUGGUGUGAUGGAUGGUGGGAAGGAAUCGUGGUGGAGAAAGUUUCAGAAGAGAAAUUUGAAGUUUACCUGCCAGGUGAAAAGAAAAUGUCUUCCUUUCAUCGUAGUGAUCUUAGACAGUCAAUGGAGUGGUCGGCAGAUGAGUGGGUACACAUAAAAUCAAGAUCUGAUCUCGUGAGUUGUGUCCUAUCGUUGAUGAAGGAGAAAGAGGUCGAGGUAAAACAUGAUGAGAAGAAGCCAGCUGAAGUUGGUGAUGGUGUGAUGUCACCAAAGGGUGAAGCUAAACCCACCACCAGCUCUCUUCCGGUAGCUACUACAUCCCAUAAGCCAUCUUCUACCAAGAAACCAGUUCCAGAUCUUCUAAAAGACGUCUUAGUCUCUGAAUUAAACUGGGAGCCAUCGAAGAAGAGGAGAAGAACUGCCAGUUACUGUAAACACAAGCCUAGCGCGACUGAAGGUUUGUCAUGUGAAAGAUCCUUGGAUUGUAAGAAGUGCAGCUCCAUGGGAGAUUCUCUGUUUAGCUCAUCCGUUGUUGUUGGCCGGAGGAAGCGUAACCGAAUUGUCAGCUGCUGUCCGCACAAGCCUAGUUUGACUGAUGGUUUCUCGUGUGAAAAGCCCUUGGACUGUGAGAACGGCAAGUUCAUGGGAGACUCUGUGUUUGGCUCCUCGGUUGGGCAGCCUAUGACUGGCCUAGUAAUGUCAAGAUGAUGAGCCAGCUUUGGGGAUUUGGAGUGUGUGUCGUCUUGUGAGGUACAUAUGGGGCAUUUGCUUAAUGCGGUGUUGGGGUUUUAGAUUAUAAAUUGUGACUCGCAAGAUUUUCUUUGGGAUCCAAAUUCGUUUGUGUAUGUGUAACAAGUAGGCUUUAGAGCUUUGGCUGCAAGUUUUGGGUGCAAUAGAAGAGGUAGGUAAUUAUAGCAUUACCUAGCUAGGUGUUUUAGACACUAAACAGUUUUUUUUUUCUUUUCAGAAUUAAUCUUUAUAUUUGUCGUUCUUUUAGCAUUAGAGAAUCAAUUUGUUUUCUUUCUGGUGUGGUGGGGUUUUUUUCUUUUCAUGUAAACUAUGUAUUAUUAAAUAAAACUAAUCUCUUUUAACUUGAGUU